Messenger RNA from Paramormyrops kingsleyae, 2357 nucleotides. RefSeq names its product zinc finger and BTB domain-containing protein 25-like. Gene Ontology annotation, molecular function: protein binding; DNA-binding transcription factor activity, RNA polymerase II-specific. Gene Ontology annotation, biological process: regulation of transcription by RNA polymerase II. Lineage: Eukaryota; Metazoa; Chordata; Actinopteri; Osteoglossiformes; Mormyridae. Gene Ontology annotation, cellular component: nucleus. The record is from RefSeq and is a predicted model, not a curated record.
GUGCUAUGUACGGUCGUUUGCGACAGCACGGGAAGGGGCGCGAGACUACGCGAGAGCUGAGCAGCGGAACGCAUCCUAAUUUCGAACCAAUACCCUGUAAUUAGGUGUGUCAAGGAAUCUGCCUGAGGCCACAGGAUACAUUUGGUGGACCGACAGCUUUAACAUCCAGCAGCCUACCAGUAGAGGGGGCUCUUUACAUGCUCGUUCCAGUAGUGUAAGUUUGUGCCAGCAGUGAAGAGGAGUGCUUUUGUUUGCGCCAGGUCAGCGGGUUGUUAUGGAGGUGUCCAGCCACAGCCUGUUCCUGUUGCAACAACUGAAUGUCCAGAGGGAGUUUGGCUUCCUGUGCGACUGCACUGUGGCCAUCGGGAAUGUCUACUUCAAAGCCCAUCGGGCUGUGCUGGCGGCAUUCUCCAACUACUUCAAAAUGAUCUUCAUCCAUCAGUCCAGUGAGUGCAUUAAGAUCCAGCCCACUGACAUCCAGCCUGACGUGUUCAGCUACCUGCUGCACAUCAUGUACACAGGCAUGGGACCCAAGCAGCAGGUGGAUCAGAGCAGGCUGCAAGAGGGCAUCAGGUUCCUGCACGCUUACCAGCUGUGCCGAGGUGCCGCUGAGGGCCAGGACCCUGCCUCUGACACCAGCAGGAUGUCCAACCUCUAUGGGAUUCAGAUCUCCUCCCAGUCAGGCCCCAAGGGGAACCUGAGCACCAAGGAAGGUCAGCCCAGUGUGCGGUUGCGGCCCACCCCGGCCCUUGGCCCCAGGGAGACAUUGCGAAACAGACCUCGCACCAGCCUCCACGGCACCUGCUCUGUGGCCUCUGGGGAAGACAGCAACUUUCAGCCUAAAGUAAAACAGGAGGCGCUGGAGUCUGAGGUUACCGCAGAGCCUCAGGCCUCCUUCCCUGGUCAGGGCUGCUUCCGGGAGCGACGCAGGCCACUGCACUGCCACCAGUGCGGGGAGAGCUGCAGCUCUCGCCAGGGUCUGCGGGAGCACCUUUUUACCCAUGCCUCUGGCUCCCUGGUCCUGGCUUCACCUGUGGCCCACCUAGAGAACACAAACCAGGGACUUAGUCAUGAUGCCAGUGGUGCUGAGUCAGAGGGGCCCGAAGAGCACCCCCUACAGUAUGGCACAGCAGGGGGGACACUUAGUGAUGCAGAGCAGCUGGAGGACACAGCAGCUGAGCCAAGGGGCUCCCGACGCAGAAAGGCUGCCUGCACCACCUGUCUGGCCCAAGGGAGUCAGCUUCAGGAGCAAAGGUCGGCGCUCUGCUUCCGCCAUGGACGCUGCCGGCAAGUGGCCCAUGUGCUGCGGCCCUGCUGUGAAGGCCAGGCACAGCUGGGGCUGCAGGAGGUGACGGCCAUCCCUCAGGACAAUGGCGGCUCCUGUUACUCAUUAGACUCUGAGAUCUCUCAGGAGAGCAUUGACACCGUGCUCACCGAGUAACAUGCACGUACCAGCCGCUCUCACACUAUCCUUUACUCACAGUCGCUUCAGUCACACUAAUCUUCCUGUCCUCCUAGCCAUACUGUUAUUUUGUUAGCCAUCCUUUAUUAUUGAUUGCUGAUCUCAUGAAAACAUAUUGUAAUAAAUUCCUUUUAAUCUUUCGCAGGUAAAUUGCUGAAAUACAAUUAGGAAAUAGGAUUAUUUAUUUCUUUUGUACCUCAAGUUAUAGCACAAAAGAGUCUCCUGUGGUUUUAAUGGAUUUUCUUUUUAUGCAUGUAAUUAACACCAGUGGUUGUGCAUUCUUUAUUUCUAAACCUCUUUAUUUAGUGAUUAUAAAAAUGACAAGCAAUAUAUAUUGUAACGGCAACAUGUCACCCUUUGCUAUCUGUGCCAGGGUGCUUGUGGGUGACAACUGUUAUAAAUGCUGAUUCUGAAGUGCACACUAAAAUGGCAGCUACUGUAUGAAGUGACAGUAAAAUGUGUAUUCAUUGAUGACAACUGAUGUAUAAUUUAAAGAAGUGGUCUUAAGGUUUACUUAGCAUUCUUAUUCUUCCUAAUUUGAGCAUUGCUGUGCUUUGCUUGGUGUUAUUGUUUUAAGUGUUACAACAGAAUGUUGAAUGCAGUGUUUAUUUGUCUUGAAGACUACUGUAACCAUUGAAAUAACUAAUAAUCUAAAUAAUUGUAUUUUUUGUUUGUUUGUUUUCUACAUCAACCUGACUUGUGUCCUGUUGCAUAUUGACAUAAACUAAAUAUAAAUAAUCUAUUUAUUCUGGAUAUUUUGCCUUAGUUUGAACUGUCCCUUGUAAAAUGUUAGUGUCCACAGUGUAGUAGACCAAGCUGUCUUUAGUGGUAAAUGUCUGGGAGUGAUGACAGAGGAGUGUAUCUGAUUUCUCUGUACUGCUUUGUGCCGAUGGCC